This is a messenger RNA of Selaginella moellendorffii, 892 nucleotides long. RefSeq lists its product as uncharacterized. Gene Ontology annotation, molecular function: SNAP receptor activity. The transcript is spliced from 8 exons. Gene Ontology annotation, biological process: retrograde vesicle-mediated transport, Golgi to endoplasmic reticulum. Gene Ontology annotation, cellular component: Golgi apparatus; endoplasmic reticulum; SNARE complex. The record is from RefSeq and is a predicted model, not a curated record. The coding region runs from base 31 to 801 and encodes 256 amino acids. Lineage: Eukaryota; Viridiplantae; Streptophyta; Lycopodiopsida; Selaginellales; Selaginellaceae.
UCUGGCUAGAACCCUAAAUUUUCUUUGUCAAUGGAGGGGGAUGAAGCGGCAGUGCUGCGCGCGCUGGAGAAGAUCGAGAGGGACUGGGAGGGAAUGCGCAGGGAUGCCAAGAGCAAGAUCGAUGCCGUCGCCGCUUGUAGAUCCGUUGGUGACGCUAGGUCUCUCCCGCGUCUCAAUGCGCUCGCGCAGGAUUCCCUGGCGGCAAUUCGAUCGCUAAUGGGAAACAUGGAGGUUCUCAUUCCACAGCACCCAAGUGAAGAGGCUAGCGAGGGUUACGAGCUCUUGCUAUCAAAUUUUAAGGACGAGUAUGAAGCAUUGAGAUUGAGUCUCCGGAGUGCUAAUCUACGAGCCAAGUCCAACAUAGGAAAAUCUGCAAACGAAGAGAGAGAGAUGUUACUCUCUGGUGGUAAAGAGGGGACGCUAAGACGACGAAAUCUUGAGACUCAAGCAGGAAUGGCUGCCGCUGCCGAAAACGUCACGGAAACAUUGAGACGAACGAGACAAUUGAUGGUUCAGGAAAUCGAUCGGGGAUCGACGACUUUGUCAGCUCUUGAUCACUCGAGCACCAUGCUUUACAAAACCGAGUCUGAGUAUUCAGGCCAAACAUCACUGUUCCAGACGACAAGACGUCUUCUCUCCGUUCUGACUCGCCAUGACGUUCUAGACAGGCUCAUACUAAUCGUUGGAGCUCUGUUCUUCAUCAUGGUCUGUGCAUAUAUCUUGAAGAGGAGAUUUAUCCCCCAGAGAGUCAAGAAGUUCGCUCCUCCCUCUCAUCCUAUUGUGUACCAAGACGAGCUCUAAAUCAUCUAAGCUUGGACGGUGGCGAUUGCGUCGCGGCAAAUGUAAUUUAUUUGAAAUUUGAAAUGCCCUAGUUUGAACGGUGGCGAUCGAG